UCCGCAUGUUCAAGCUCCUCCCCAUGCUCUCCACGGGCUGCAAGAUGGUUGCCUUAUUGGGCCGGCCCAAUAAGGCCAUGCUAACGGACCGGGCCACUACCGUCACCCUCUUCGGCCCACGAAGAGGCCGGAUUUGCCUCGCGAUUCAAGAAGACCCCCGCUCUGCUCCCUACUUCCUAAUCGAACUCCCAAUCCUCACCACCUCCCUUCAUAAGGAAAUGGCCUCCGGUCAGGUGAAGCUGGCACUCGAAAGUGAAACAAAAACUCACAAAAAGAAAUUGGUCGAAGAGUAUGUCUGGAUCGUUUAUUUCAACGGGAGGAAGUCGGGUUUCGCGGUUCGUCGGAAGUCGAGUUCCGAGGAUGAGAAGCAAGUGAUGAAGGUGCUGAGAGGGGUGUCGAUGGGGGCCGGGGUUUUGCCGGAGAGGGGCGGAGGAGAGGAGAAGGAUGGGGACCAGUUGACUUAUAUGCGGGCCCGGUUCGAGCGAGUGGUGGGGUCCAAAGACUCAGAGGCGUUGUAUAUGAUCAGUCCGGAUGGUGCGAUGACCGGACCGGAGAUCAGCAUCUUUCUUGUCAGGGUCAAAUGAUUAUAUACGUUCUGAUUCAAGGAUAGACACGACAUGAUCUUGCGUUCUUGAUUAGUUUGGUGUGUAAAUAGGUUUAUUGAAAAUAAUGUGGUGAUAAUUGAUGGGGAUAGGGGAUUAACUAGUUAGGUGUGCAAUUUUAAUGCAUGCGUACAUGGUUUGUCUUGUCACGUGAUAUGUAUCACAACUUUUUCUUCUUUUUUUUUUAUCUUUUUGGGUGUGUUGGUACAAGUAAGCAUUAAAAUUCUUAAGAAUAACAUUUGGAGCCAAGAAGAAUCAUA
Molecule: messenger RNA, 862 nt
Organism: Asparagus officinalis (garden asparagus)
Lineage: Eukaryota; Viridiplantae; Streptophyta; Magnoliopsida; Asparagales; Asparagaceae
Product: protein MIZU-KUSSEI 1
Exons: 1
Coding region: 6-584 (192 amino acids)
Biological process (GO): hydrotropism
Source: RefSeq, a predicted model, not a curated record